Molecule: messenger RNA, 627 nt
Organism: Parascedosporium putredinis
Lineage: Eukaryota; Fungi; Ascomycota; Sordariomycetes; Microascales; Microascaceae
Source: the annotation of a GenBank genome assembly
AUGUCCCGUUCCGGCUCGGGCUCGGGCUCCCCUCUCCGCGGCCCGAUCCUCCCAACCCAUCAAACCUCUAACGCGCUUCUUCACCACAUCUACCCCCUCCCCAAGAAUCCCCUGCCUUCCAGACCCAAGCCGCCACCCGAGGACGAGAUCGAGGAGGUCUUCGUCAAAGGUAGCGGCCCGGGCGGCCAAAAAUUACAGAACAAAACCAACUCCGCGGUCCAAAUCAAACACCUACCCACUGGUAUUGUUGUAAAAUCCCAAGCCACUCGCUCCCGGUCCGAGAAUCGUGCCAUCGCUCGCAAAGUUCUCGCCCAGCGCCUCGACGAGCUGUAUAACGGUGGAGAGAGCCGAACCGCCAUCGUCGGCGACCUAAAACGCAAGAAGCGCGCUAGCUCCGACAAGAAGAGUAGAAGAAAGUAUAGGAAGCUGGAAGAAGAGAGACAGGGAGACUCGAUCUCGGCCUCGCUUGAGGAAGUGGGGUCCGACUUUGUCGCUCGGGAUAUGGCCUGCCGAAACCCUACGGAAACAGAAGGCCAGGAGAAUCUCACGCGGCCCUCCGAUGAGGCCCUCAAACCCACAUCGGUGGCCUUAGGGGAAGCAGCGAAACCAACCUGCCCACGCGAGUAG